CGUUUCCGCAGUACCCCCCUUGCGGUUCAGUCCCGUUGAGUCUUUAUGUCGACCACUAUCAGACCUCGAUCUGUCGAACCGUGCUUUUACGAGGUUGCUUCUGAUCUCACACCUACGACAAUGGAAGCGUCCUUGGCUUUCGAUCGAUUAGGCUUACGACCUUUCCUGUCGGGCUUGAUUCGGAAGACGAUCAGAGACGCGCAAACUAGAUAUGUCCUUUGGUUCCCUGUUGCUGCCGUUGACAUGCACCAUGGAACUUGUACCAUGUAUACCGUACCAUGUCAACGAGACGAGGACGAGGACGGCCGGGUGGCACUAACCCAGACUUCCUUUGGGUCAACCGGACCCCAGACUCUGAAAGACUCUCUGCCACCCGACAAGAACGGGAGGAACUUCGAACCAUUACUAGCCAUGCCCGUCAAUGGCGCGCUGCACUGCGACGACAGCAGAGGUUAUACAGCGCCCAGACUGAGGCCACUCACGCGCAAAGCAUCGUGGGCUGGGGAAGGCAAGGCACCGUCUCCGAGACCAGCUCCGCCGAGACCUCAGCGGCGCCCUCACCUGCUGCAAUGGCACACAUCACGGGGAACUCUACAGAUCCAUUUACCUUCCUGGAGUCGCCCGAUGAUGCCUGGUGGUCGCAUAAUGCGUUUAGGUACGCCGUCGAGUCGUGGCUGCCGUCGGUGUUUCAAGACUUGGACGUGUUGGACGAGACCAUACCUAGCUCCGAGUCCUGUCUUGCCACGAUCGAUCGCAUCGUGCAAGGCUGCCUUGCCAACAGGAUGCACAUGUUUUCGUUGCUUGCCGCAAGCACUGGGUUUCUCAAGUACGUGUUGAGGCUUCAGCUGGACAGAUACGACUCGCCAGAAUACUGCAUGGGCAAAGCUCUGCAACAUCUGCGCCACCAUUUGGCCGGCACACCACAACCAAACGAGAGCCUGAUAUUUGAUCUCAAGGCACUGUCAACGUUUGAACGGUACGUGGACAACUUUGAGGGAGCUAGAACACACCUACGGAUGGUUCAACACCUAGUUCAGUCAAUCGGAGGCCUCGAGAUUUUAGAACCGCCCAUGCGGCUGGUCUGCUGGCUUUGGGAUCUGUUGGUUGCCGGUGGCACUGGCGAGACUCCCCUGAUGCCUCUCACCUGGGAUCCCGGCUUGCUUCCAAGGCAGCAAAUGCGGGAUGAAAUACUUCCUGCUCUGGCCCAGAGCGGAGUGAUCCCCAGUGGUUCAGGGCUUCUCCAGUACGGACCAAUGGUGCAGAGGGAACUAUCACCCAUCCUCGUCGACACCAUACAGUGGUUUCAAGUGCAGCAAUACAAUCGUGUUCACAAUUUCAGCCGAUCUCCCAUCGAGCAAUGGUCUACGAGGCGGGCACACGCCAUUGUCCAUCGUCUACUUUCCAUGGCACCGAGUUCCCCUGGUGACAGAAUGCAGGGAUUGCUGUCGGAGAGUAUCAAGCAGAGCUUCCUGAUUGUCAUCGCGGACGUGGAAGGAGCGAGGCGAUCCCGAGCACAGACCGAGCCCUUCAGAGACCCAAGUAAUUACUCCUGGUCUGAUGUCAGUCGCCUUCGGCAAGCCCUCUCCACGCUCGUGCAGUCGGAGGAAACCUGGCAGGAACAGCACGAGGACAUUGUCCUGUGGAUGGCGUGUCUAGGUCUCCAGGCAGCAUCGACAAGUGCAUCUGGGUCAAGCGUGCCUGGGGCACAAUCGGCACAAGCAGCGACAGGAGCAGCAGCAGCGGCAGCAACAGCGCCAUCACCCAGCGAAGAGGCGAGCCCUCGGGAGUGGUUCCUCGGAUUAGCAAGGCACAUUUUUUCUGAGCGGCGGAGCCGUACUCGAGCAUCGUCUUCGUCUUCGCCUCCGCCCGCAGGAGAUGAUGACCUGGUGCAGCUCAUGAGCCGCUAUCUCCAUCGCUGCGAACCGUCUGGACGGCCAAAUAUCGUGGGGCUCGAAGAGGUACUGGCUCCGUGAUUGACCCUUGAAGAAACAUCACACAGACCCCUCCUGAGCAAGUGGGCGAAAGACAAGGAAGGCGGCGAGCCAAGUGGGUGAGUGAGCGUGGCUGAUCCGCCGGACAUAGCGGCCCUUGGGCACCACAUCCCUCAACUCGUCUUCUCCCCACCCUCGUCCCGCCCGGGGGCGAAGCGAGGCAAAACAGGGGGGACAGAAGGCGAGAGAGCUGUGCCAUCCCACAAUCUGAGCAAUAUCCGAGUGCCUACUUAGGUAUCUAUCCCAUACUAGGAGUAUGUGAAAUCGCCGAGGAUGGUUGGACACGGCUCGCUCACGACCCAUGCGUCCCUCCCAGAUUGAUGCGCCACGGGACGAGGCACCGAGUAAGCUCGAUAGCUCCAAACGGCUAGAAAGUGCCAGGCGCGGCGCCGGCACCAAGGACCGCAGCAGUACCCAGAACCAACGACCCAAGAAUCCAGGAACCGAGAAACCAAGAGAACCAGAGGACGAGGAGUAAAGAGAGAACAAAAACAAAAGCAUUCCUUGUGAUACCCCAUCGCGGAGCCGCAUGUACGAAUAAAAAAGCAGUUGACGAUUCCCCUUCCCCCCCCUCAAAAUAUUAAUGAACCAUCUCAAUACCCGCGCCCGCAGUCUUGUCGUUCUGUUGUCGAUCUCCUGCCCCGCGCAGGCCGUGCGCAGCCGAGGGACCCCAAGAGACCAAAAGCCACACCCGACGAAAUCCAACCAUGCCGCUAACGACGGACGAUAAUGACGAUGACGACGACGAUAAUGAUGAUGAGGACGAGGAUUGGGGGUUUUUUUUUUUU
This is a messenger RNA of Cladophialophora immunda, 2779 nucleotides long. RefSeq lists its product as uncharacterized. Bases 279 to 1973 code for a protein of 564 amino acids. Lineage: Eukaryota; Fungi; Ascomycota; Eurotiomycetes; Chaetothyriales; Herpotrichiellaceae. The transcript has a single exon. The record is from RefSeq and is a predicted model, not a curated record.